Anthostomella pinea is the source of this 2688-nucleotide messenger RNA. The record is from the annotation of a GenBank genome assembly. Lineage: Eukaryota; Fungi; Ascomycota; Sordariomycetes; Xylariales; Xylariaceae.
AUGGCGCCGCCUGCGAAGCGACGAAGACGAAACAUCGUUCACGCCUCGGACGAUGAGGACGAACCGACGCCGCAAGUAAAUACACUGAGUAAUUAUCUGUUCUCCUCGCCAGACCAUAAAGGCGCAUCGACUGCGAAGCCUUCCCGGCCCAGGAGCACUUCCCCGAGUCCUGCCCGAAAGUCCUCGCGACUUGCCGCGAGUCAACCCACCAAGCCUACCUUAACUACCACAACAUCCUCCACGAAGCCUCUCCAGUCGAAAACCAUAAGCAACACUAACAAGAAGUUUAUCACGAAGAGUGCCAGCACGAGCCCCGAGAAGAACAAGACCAGGCCUGCAAUCAAGAGCAAAGCUGGUGAGAAUGGGAAAUCCGCCAAUAUAUUGACUUUGUUCUCGAGACAAGCCGAGCGAGCCCCAAUCAAGUCGCAGACGAAGCUGGACGACAUAAUAAGCGAUCCCAUAUCCGACGAUGAUGAUAUAGGGGAGCACAGGGCUGCGAAUGUCAGCCGAAUUGGACAAAAUGCACGGAAACGCAUCCAAGGACCUCCUCAAGCCAGUAGUGCUCCUCCUGUCACAUCAAGUCAGAAGUUUCUGAAGCCACCUCGGCCGGCCCAGCCUGCCCGGGAAGUCAGUUCACAGCACGACCACGACCAACGACCUUGGUCUGAGCGAUUCGGCCCUAUCAAUCUGGACGAGUUGGCAGUCCACAAGAGAAAGGUGGCAGACGUAAGAAGAUGGCUCGAGGAUGUUAUGGCUGGCCGGCUGCGUCAGAGGCUCCUCAUUCUGAAAGGAGCUGCAGGAACAGGAAAGACUACCACAGUCCGACUUCUCGCCAAGGACAUGCGCUGUGAGUUGCUUGAGUGGAAGAACCCAGCUGGAUCCCUUGGAGCAUAUCAAGGCUUCCAAUCAGCUUCUGCACAGUUUGAAGAGUUUCUGGGAAGGGGAGGCAAAUUCGGUCAACUAGAGACUGAUAUGGAAGGAUCGACCUCUGCGGUCGGCAGCAGUGGGAGUGACGAUGAUACACAGAAGAUGAUCCUCAUUGAAGAAUUUCCGAAUACAUUCACACGUUCAUCGACGGCCUUGACGUCGUUCCGGAGUGCGAUCAUGCAGUAUCUAAUCACCAAUACUCCGUCCCUCAGCAUGUAUGGACGCCAGGAGCCCAAAGACCUUAUCACGCCAGUAGUGAUGGUCAUUUCCGAGACCCUGCUGACCACGACUUCGGCAUCUGCGGAUAGCUUCACAGCACAUCGACUACUGGGACCUGAGAUCACUCGACAUCCAGGUACCUGCUUGAUUGAGUACAAUGCGAUAGCCCCGACUAUCCUCGCAGGUGCCCUGGAGCUGAUCGUACGGAAAGAAGCCGCCAAGUCCGGCCGGCGGCGAACCCCUGGCCCACUUGUUCUUAAGAAACUAGGCGAAAUAGGGGACAUCAGAAGUGCGGUUUCCUCGCUGGAGUUCCUCUGCCUCAAGGGCGAUGUGGACUCGGACUGGGGUUCCAAAGUUGCCUUGACCAAGCCGAAGCGCGAGGCGAAAAAUGCAACCCCCUUGACUCAAGGAGAAACAGAAAGCUUAGAGCUCAUGUCGCAACGAGAAGCAAGCUUGGGCAUAUUUCACGCUGUUGGGAAAGUCGUGUAUAACAAGAGAGAAGAGCUCCCUAUGGACAGAGACACGCCCCAGGGAAUAGCUGAGAUGCUUCCCAGCUAUAUGGCGGCUCACUCGAGGCCAAAACGAUCUGAAGUUUCGGUCGAUACUCUCAUUGAUGAAACCGGAACUGACACCAGCACAUUUAUCUCGGCCCUUCACGAGAACUACAUUCUGUCUUGCGAGUCUAGAGGUCCCUCUGAUCCGUACUCUUCUCUAGACUACGUAAACGGAUGUAUUGAAUUCCUUUCCGAGAGCGAUCUCCUGUGUCCGUCUUGGGACACUUUCUCCGGUGGCCGUGGUUUCGGUAUGGGAGGACUAUCUGCUCGGGACUCGGCUAGUCAUGUACUGCGACAAGAUGAAAUCACAUUUCAAGUUGCUACGCGUGGCCUGCUGUUCUCUCUUCCUAGCCCAGUCAAGAGGAUAGCGACAACAUCGAGGAGAGGUGGUGGCGAUGCCUUCAAGAUGUUCUACCCAACAAGCCUGAAGCUGUGGCGCGAGAAGGAGGAAUUAGAAGGUCUGGUUGAUCACUGGUCGUCGACGCUACUGAAAGGGGAUGACAAUGGACACAACCUCACUGAUGGCGCAUCUGCGUUUCGGCGACCCAAGACAGCCAACAGCGAGCAUUGGAUCGGUCGACAGGCCGCUCAACCAAAGAAGCCUGAACAAGGUCAAGAACAGUCAGCACCCCUCCUCGCUCUUGGAAGCUCUGCCCGUAAGGAAAUGCUGCUCGAGCGAUUGCCAUACAUGGCGCACAUAGCACGGCGGCACAGAGGCUCAUCCAGCACCAACACUGUGCGAUUGAAAGAGAUCGAGAAGGUCGUGUCCUUCUCCGGUAUCCGAGGCGCGGCAGACGAGGAAGUCGCCGACGCAGACAACGACACCGGCACGGGAGAGGCGUGGGCCACGGAUAAGCCUACGGAGGAGUCGUCGCCGCGGAAGAAGAAGACGGGCCUCGGCAUCCGACACAGCAGUGCCGGUUCUUCUGUGCUGGCGCUGCCGGUGCAGAAGCUGGUGCUGAGCGAUGAUGAUAUUGAAGAUGACUGA